AUGUCCAAGCCCUCAGGGGAACUCAACCUCCUGGAGUCUCAGAGAAGGGACGCACUGGGCUCCACCUCCAGCUGCUGUGCUGACCUGGGAUCUGCCUCCACCUCUGAGAAGUUCCUGGUCUACGGGAUGCCUCCUGGAAUAUCUAGACCCUUGGCACAUUCAGGUCCACUUCAGCAGUACCAGAGAUUGAGGCAAGUGCAGGGCCGUCUCCUCUGGGCCCUGUACUCUGAUCCCAGCACAUCUGUCCUUUGCCAGGAUGAUAUGCUGUGGCUGCUGUUGCUGAUUCUCCCCUGCCUGGGGGACUCCCUGCCCUUGACCCCAGCACCCAGGUCAGAUGCUGAGCUCAUGGGCAUCAUGGGGAACCAUAAAGCCCCAUCUGGGAGGUGGCCAUGGCAGGUCAGCCUAUGGUUCUAUUACCCAGAAAAUAAGGAGUGGAAUACUCAAUGUGGGGGCUCCCUCAUUCACAAGGAAUGGGUGCUGACUGCUGCCCACUGUGUUAAAGGAGUAAAGCCUGAGAAUGUACGGGUCCAAGUGGGACAAGCGCAGCACUCAUGGAGUGGUGACCAUCUGAAUGUGACUGAGGUCAUCCCCCACAAAGACUACAAUGAUGAGCAGGGACCAGAAGAGCGGCUGUCCCCUGUCAAGGACCUGCAGGAGGUGGAGGUCCCCAUCGUGGACACUGGGGACUGCAGUCAGACAUUCCAGGAGAUUGACAAGGUCAUCAAGGAGGACAUGCUGUGUGCUGGGAGCGUGGACAAGGAUUCCUGCCAGGGUGACUCUGGAGGUCCUCUGGUCUGCAAAAUCGGGCACAGCUGGGUGCAGGAAGGGGUGGUGAGUUGGGGCUCCUGGUGGCAGCUGGACCGGGGUGCGCAGGCGCGAAAUAGGGCGGAUAAACAGGCAGCAUUGCGGCUAGAGUUGGAAACGCUCCAGCAGGUGGCCACCAUGUCCAAGGGCAGCCCCUCCGAGGUAACACAGUGCUCUGAGGGGCUUCUGGCCCACACAGACCCCUGCUCAGUGGCACCGGAGUUACAGCUUCACCCCAGCAGAAGGAGCGCAUGCAUCCAUGGGGGCAGCUCGGCCCCUGCACGCUUCUCCAGCCUCCGAGCAGCUGAGGAUGAGGACCCUGUGGUCUCCCCAGAUCUCACAACCCAGGGCAGCCACUUCUAG
This is a messenger RNA of Chrysochloris asiatica (Cape golden mole), 1167 nucleotides long. Its product is annotated as mastin-like. Bases 1 to 1167 code for a protein of 388 amino acids. Gene Ontology annotation, biological process: proteolysis. The record is from RefSeq and is a predicted model, not a curated record. Gene Ontology annotation, molecular function: serine-type endopeptidase activity. The transcript has 11 exons. NCBI's taxonomy places the organism in Eukaryota, Metazoa, Chordata, Mammalia, Afrosoricida, Chrysochloridae.